CCUAUUCCUUUUAUCGCCUAAGUUUUUUUUGCAAGUGACAGAUUUCGACAAUGAGACCAGUUCAUCUUUGGAAAAGCCUGCUUUUAGCUGCGGCUACUGCAGUCACGGGUACAAUAGCUGUUGAUGUACCUUCGGUGCCUAUUCAGUUGGAGUCCUAUACUUAUUCCGAAAAUGUAUUCGCUGGUCGAAUUUUCGUUCAAAACAUUGCGUACACCAAAGAAGUCAACGUGUUCUGGUCCGAUGCUUCUGAUGACUGGAACGACAAUGGCAACUCUGUGGCAGCUAGUUAUUCCGAAUCCAUCGCAGACACCAACUAUGAGUACUGGGAAUUUUCAACCACGAUUGGAUCUGCCGGUAUCAGCCAAAGUUAUUUGAGAUAUGACGUAUCUGGAUCAAUCUAUUAUGACAAUAACGACAGCCAGAACUACGAUAUCACCGAGACAUCGACCCCUACCACAACCACUGCUGCUCCCACUUCUACCACUAGCACUCCUACUACUACUACGGAUGGUGGAUCGACAACUACUACCACUGCGACAUCUGUUCCUACGUCUACUGGUGUUCCAGAGGGCAAUGCCACCAUCAGCGAAUGGGCAAGCGCUCAAUUGGAUAUCAGCUGGCCAAACCUUAUGAUGAAUGUAAACCCAUCAGGUGCAGUGACUGGCUCUAUCGUUGCCUCUUUGUCGACUAGUAACCCAGAUUAUUUUUACAUUUGGACGCGAGAUGCUGCAAUGGUUGCACGCGUGAUGGUAUACAUGUACAACACAACCGAAGCUGGUGACACAAAUCUGUUAAAUGCCUUGACCGACUAUGUUACGUUCUCCAUCAGCUCCAUGAAUGUGGAUACCGUCUGCGACUGUUUGGGCGAGCCCAAAUUCAAUGUGGAUGGAAGCGGUUACACCGGUGCGUGGGGAAGACCCCAAAAUGAUGGACCUGCAGAGCGUGCUUCAACCAUGAUUUUGAUCGCAGACAGCUAUAUCGCUCAGGGCGGUGAUGUUUCCUAUGUUACUGACACGCUGAAGCCAGCCAUUUACACCGAUCUUGAUUAUGUUGUUGAUACUUGGUCUAACGUUUGCUUCGAUCUUUGGGAAGAAGUGAAUGGCAUUCAUAUGUACACCUUGUCGGUGAUGCGCAAGGCUCUUCUCGAUGGCGCCAAUUUUGCUACCCGCAAUGGCGACACCUCGCGUGUCAGCGGUUAUGAAAGCACCGCUUCAUCCAUCAAGACCAGACUCGAAUCAUUCUGGUCCUCUAGCAACAACUACAUCACCGUUACCCAAUCGUUCUCGGGAGGUGUUUCAAAGGCCGGCUUGGAUGUCUCUACAUUGAUUGCUGCCAACCUUGCAAGCAUGAACGAUGGUUUCUAUACUCCUGGCUCUGAUGAAAUCUUGGCCACGGCUGUCGCUAUUGAAAACUCUUUUAUAAGUGAGUAUACGCUCAAUCAAAACAGACCAUCGUGGCUCAGCACAGCUAUUGGCCGAUAUCCUGAAGAUUCUUAUGAUGGCUAUGGUAACUCGCAAGGCAAUCCAUGGUUCAUUGCCACUGCCACAUAUGCUGAGCUCUACUACCGUGCCAUUUUGGAGUGGCAACAACAAGCAUCCAUCAGUGUCAACUCUGUCAACCUGGGCUUCUUUAGCAAGUUUGAUUCCGAUGCUUCUGUCGGCACUGUGUACACACCGGGCACUGAAGAUUUUGCCAACAUGGUCUCCAACGUAGCCUUCGCUGCUGACGAAUUCUUGGCUACCAUUGAGAACCAUUCUGCCGUUAAUGGAUCCCUCUCUGAGCAAUAUAACAGAGAUACUGGUAUUAUGCAAGGCGCCAGAGAUCUCACCUGGUCCCAUGCCGCAUUUAUUACUGCUGCGAAGGCAAAGCAGGGUGCACCAAUACACUGAACAAAACUUUUACUCUAAAUAUAAUAUCUAUUAUCAUACUUGACACGAAGAGGCAAUUAUCAUACAUAGAUAUUUAAAAUGAUCUUCACUUGUAAACGCAUUGAUGAACUCAUUAAAUAUAACGAUAUGGUCCAUCUUUUUUUUACCCCAUAAACUUGAUGUAAAAUAUGUAACUGGUGUGAUUCUUAUAUUUAAGCCCAUUCAUCAUGCGUGCAAUUAUGUGAUACACACCCUUGAGUGUAUGCUGUGUUAACAUGAGAAGAAAUGGUGGAUUGCCUUGUUCAACCGCUUCCGUGGAAUUAGUGCUCCUAUAACAAUGACAAUG
Messenger RNA from Zychaea mexicana, 2214 nucleotides. RefSeq names its product glucoamylase precursor. The record is from RefSeq and is a predicted model, not a curated record. Gene Ontology annotation, biological process: polysaccharide metabolic process. The coding region runs from base 51 to 1889 and encodes 612 amino acids. NCBI's taxonomy places the organism in Eukaryota, Fungi, Mucoromycota, Mucoromycetes, Mucorales, Lichtheimiaceae. Gene Ontology annotation, molecular function: glucan 1,4-alpha-glucosidase activity; protein binding. Gene Ontology annotation, cellular component: fungal-type vacuole. The transcript has 11 exons.